CCUGAGGGUAUAAAAGAGUGAUGGGCAGAAGUCUCCAGAGCAGAAAGUUUCAGGAGACCGCAGAAAUGUUCAGGGUUCUUGUUUUUACCUCUCUCGCAGCCCUCGUGCUGGCUGAGCUGACUCCCGAGCCCAGGUACUUAGAGGAUAUUGCUGAGGGGAGAGUUGUGGGAGGCGAGGUGGCCAGAGCCAACUCCUGGCCCUGGCAGAUCUCUCUUCAGUACAAAUCUGGCAGCAGCUUCUACCACACCUGUGGAGGAACCCUGAUCAAGAGAGGAUGGGUCAUGACCGCUGCUCACUGUGUGGACAGAUCCAGGACUUGGCGUGUUGUUCUUGGAGAUCACAACAUCAACUCCAAUGAGGGCAGAGAGCAGUACAUGAGCGUGAGUCACGUCCACAUCCACCCCAACUGGAACACCAACAACGUUGCUGGAGGGUGGGACAUUGCUCUUCUGCGUCUGUCCUCCGAGGCGUCUCUCAACAACUACGUCCAGCUCGCCGCCCUGCCCCCCGCUGGUCAGGUCCUGCCCAACAAAAACCCCUGCUACAUCACUGGAUGGGGUCGCACCCAGACUGGAGGUCAGCUGUCUGCCCAGCUGAAGCAGGCCUUCCUCCCUGUUGUUGACCACAACACCUGCUCCAGCUACGGAUGGUGGGGUAGCACUGUAAAGAACUCCAUGGUCUGUGCUGGUGGUGGCAGGGAUUCUGGUUGCCAGGGUGACUCCGGCGGCCCCCUGAACUGCAGUGUCAACGGCAACUGGGUCGUCCACGGUGUGACUAGCUUUGUGUCUGCCUCGGCCUGCAACGCCAACCAGAAGCCCACCGUCUUCACCCGGGUCUCUGCCUACACCAGCUGGAUGAACAGCAUCAUGGGUUGAGAAGAAGAUGAACAAUCUCCAUGGAGACUAGAACACUCUGUAUUCGUACACAGUUUCUCCAUCAGAAUAAAAUGCCCUAUGAUGUGAA
Messenger RNA from Etheostoma cragini (Arkansas darter), 963 nucleotides. RefSeq names its product elastase-1-like. Gene Ontology annotation, molecular function: serine-type endopeptidase activity. The coding region runs from base 21 to 875 and encodes 284 amino acids. Gene Ontology annotation, biological process: proteolysis. The record is from RefSeq and is a predicted model, not a curated record. NCBI's taxonomy places the organism in Eukaryota, Metazoa, Chordata, Actinopteri, Perciformes, Percidae. The transcript has 8 exons.